Saccostrea echinata is the source of this 738-nucleotide messenger RNA. RefSeq names its product RE1-silencing transcription factor-like. The transcript has a single exon. The record is from RefSeq and is a predicted model, not a curated record. NCBI's taxonomy places the organism in Eukaryota, Metazoa, Mollusca, Bivalvia, Ostreida, Ostreidae. The coding region runs from base 1 to 738 and encodes 245 amino acids.
AUGGCUAAAACUAAGACAACACCAAGAAAUGAAUAUCGGCGGUGUCCAAUGUGUUCGGAACCUGCAAGAACAGAAGAAGAAUUCAAGAAACACAUUAUGGUAUGCGCCAUGAGAGUUUUUGAGUGUCCAACCUGUGAUUUUACCAACACUAGAGAACUCAAUCUCAAGAGACACAUCAAACGAUGUCAUCCUGGCUUAGGACCUAAUGAUGAACUUAUCAAACUGGGCGCAAAAGAGCAAAGUAAGGAGAAGGCAGGUGGUUCGUUGAAUGAAAAAAACAAAAAUGAGGAAAGCGCAAAUGAAGAUUGGUUGGACCAGGACCCUGGUGAAGUUAUAGGCGAGAUAUCCUCUGCAGACUCAUCGAGUAGUAGUAGCUCAAGUGAGAAGAAUGAAGAAGAUGAUAUUGAUGAGCAGAAGGAGAAACAGGAUCCGGAGAAGAAAGAAGACAAUCUGUUAGAAGGAAGACUUUUCCGUAAGAAGACCCAACCGACUUUGCCUUUUGCAAGAAAAAGACCAAGUUUGGAGGAUAUCCCUGUUCCAAAGAAGAUUAUUCUUAUGGACAAAGCAACCCAGGUUGAUAUGGAACCAGCAGUUCCCCCUGUAGAGAGUAGUGGAGUCGACGUUUAUACACAGACAUCCCCAAAGAAAAGAGAAGUUGUGACCAGAACGACAAGAAAGUUUCGUGAAGGAGAGGCAGAUAUCAAAGUUGUUGCCAAAGAAAGAAUAAUUUAUAACUGA